This is a messenger RNA of Yamadazyma tenuis ATCC 10573, 2108 nucleotides long. Lineage: Eukaryota; Fungi; Ascomycota; Pichiomycetes; Serinales; Debaryomycetaceae. The record is from RefSeq and is a predicted model, not a curated record.
ACCCCACGAGGCAUGUCUGUAGCCAAAAAAAAACUAUCCAUCACAAGAUCAUUACCAGCAAUUAUAAUCAGAUUUGUUUCUGAUCCUUCUACUUAACUAUGCUUCAAAGACACUUCAUGGCCAGCUGGGUGCCUGUGUUCAUGAACCAUAUCAAUGUCCAGCUAGAACAUCAAGCCGAACCGUUCUUAACCUUCCAGUUGAGUACCAUCGGUAUUGACGGGUUCCCUCAAAACAGAACCGUUGUAUAUCGGGGAUUCUUAUUCGACGAAGUUUCGACAAACAUCAUCACUUUUACCACCGACAAGCGGAUGCCUAAAUACUCUGAGUUGGCUAAAGAUGACCGUUUUGAAGCGGUGUUCUACUUACCAGGGGCUAGAAAACAGUUUAGAUUUAAGGGCCACGCUCGUGUAAUCGACGCAGACCACCAUCCAAUUGUCAAAUUGGACAACUAUAAACCACGAGACGUGGGAGACAUCGACAGUGAUGACGAAGAUGAGGCCAAAGAAUCCUCAGUACCGGAGCCUUCACCCAAUGCAUUUGCCCCAUCACCAACAACAUCCAUACCUAAAUCAGAGGAUACCAGCUUCUGGAACCACCCAAUAGAGUUCCACCUUGUUUCUCCCAAGUUGAUUAACCAACUUCACAAAGACCACAACGCCUCGUACUCCAACUUUAACGAUAUUCACGUCCCUCAUGAACUUACACUAAAACCCCCAACUGAUGAGGAGUACGCACAAGAAUUAUCUCGUCAAUGGGAUACUUUGUCCAAAGCUUUAAAAAAGAGCUUCAGAAAACCAGAUCCCGGCUCAAGGAUGACACCCGAAAAGUCCAAGUUGAUCGAUUCGAUUAAACGGGGUGUUGACGGUAAGAAAGAUAUCGAUGGAUACAAGAAUUUCGCUGUAGUAGCGAUGUUCAUCGAUACGGUUGACUUCUACGAUAGCGAAAGUGAUAGAAGAGUGAGGUUUGAGAAGGAUAAGUUCGAUAUGUGGAGUGAAUAUGAAAUAUGCCCUUGAUUGUAAAUAGUCUCCAUUGACAUUAAUAUAACAUCGAUAAUUUGAAGUGUACCAGUCCAAAAAUGUGGACUACGUUGCCAAAAAAAAACACAAUUUGCAGCUUUUUGCAGUCUGCGAUUGCAAGACGUUUGUACAUUAAAAUUGCCAACCACAACCGCCAGUGAAUUAAUGCCACUUACUUCUACCUGAUAUCUGGAGUAAUUCAAGAGUAUCUGCCUGUCCUACGCUAAUCUAUCACUGAACCCUGUGACUGCUGUUAUCGGGAAACUUACAGGCGCGAUUUUUGCAAUAAAAAUAAACAAAUAAUUUAAAGAACCUCCUUUUUUAACUCAGUUUAAACCAAGCUAUUCUUAUCAAUUAUGCCUCCUAAAUCUAAAGCAAGCACUGCUUCUGCCACCAAGUUGUCUUAUAAAGACAUGAUUAAAUCCGGUAUCGUUACCUUGAAGGAAAGAAACGGUUCUAGUCGUCAAGCUAUUAAAAAAUAUGUCCAAGCAAAUUUUGGAAUCAAGGCCGCUAAUUUUGAUGCCUUGUUCAACGCUGCCUUGAGAAAGGGUGUUGAAGUUGGAGACUUAUCUCAACCAAAGGGUCCUUCUGGUCCUGUCAAGUUAGGAAAAAUUGACAAGAUUUCAAAACCUGUCGCUAAAAAGGUUGCCAAACCAGCACCAAAAAAGGCGGUUUCUAAAAAAGUGGCUCCAAAAAAAGUGAUCCCCAAGAAGGCUGUUAUCAAGAAGGCUGCCCCAAAGAAGGCCGUUACUACUAUUAAGAAGAAGCCCGUUGCUAAGAAGCCUGUUGCUAAGAAGGCUGCUCCAAAGAAGCCUGUUGCUAAGAAGGUCGCUGCAAAGAAGGCUGCUCCAAAGAAAGUGACCAAACCAGCUGCUAAGAAAGUCGCUCCAAAGAAAGUGGUUGCCAAGAAAGUUGCUCCCAAGAAGGCUGCUCCUAAAAAGAAGGUAGCCAAGAAGUAAAGAUGCUUUACGUUAUUAGCUGGUUCAUGUUUUACGGAUGUUGAUUUUACCUUUUCUCUUUGCCUCUAUUUGUAUCUGUUGUAAUUUUAGCGUGUUUUUGUAAUAUAUGAGAGAAAUGAAAACAAUUCAAAAA